Messenger RNA from Haemonchus placei, 369 nucleotides. Lineage: Eukaryota; Metazoa; Nematoda; Chromadorea; Rhabditida; Trichostrongylidae. The record is from the annotation of a GenBank genome assembly.
CUGUCAAAAUUAUAUUUUAUUAAGGUGGCCUCUAAUAUCCAACCACUACAGAAUAAUGCCGUUGUAAAGUUUUUGAAUGCAGAAAAGCCUGGGUAUGGCCAGCAGUGGGCCGUUCACUGGAUAACACGUGGACUAGGCGAUUUAGAAGAGAUGGUGUCCCGGACCACUGGUGGCAAAUACGCUGUCGGCGACCAGAUCAGUAUAGCGGACAUUUGCAUUCCAUCUAUUCUCUACAAUGCUAAAAGGUUCGGCAUAGACGUUUCGGCUUAUCCAAAACUUUGCAUGAUCGACGCUAAUACGGCCAAGAUUCCUGAGUUUCAAGCCGCUCACCCGGAUCGACAACCGGAUGCAAAUCCCGAAGCGAAAUAA